Ornithorhynchus anatinus (platypus) is the source of this 5126-nucleotide messenger RNA. RefSeq names its product apolipoprotein B receptor (gene APOBR). The transcript is spliced from 6 exons. Gene Ontology annotation, biological process: lipid transport. Lineage: Eukaryota; Metazoa; Chordata; Mammalia; Monotremata; Ornithorhynchidae. The record is from RefSeq and is a predicted model, not a curated record. The coding region runs from base 159 to 4310 and encodes 1383 amino acids. Gene Ontology annotation, molecular function: lipoprotein particle receptor activity.
UAAAGUCUGGGAAGCAGGAGAGCAGGACUCCAUGGCCCAGAGUGAGGCAUGAGUGGGGGAAGGAGGGGGAAGAGGAAGUGUAACCCCGGUGUGAAGACAGGAUGGGAGUGGAGAAGGUCACUGCAGACAGCUGAGCGAGCUGACGGACAGACGGACGGAUGGAGCUGCUGCAGCUGCAUUUCCCCGCACUGCACCGAGCCCUGAGGGGUGUUCUGGCCUCCUUCAGCACCUUUGCAUCCUACCUCAUUGGAGAUGGAGUCCCCUCCGCGAAAGACGGUGAGGAGCAGCCUCUUGAGAGGAAUAUGGAUGAGCCUGGGGAGCUAAGGGGAAUAACAGCUGGAGGAGGCCAGACGUCUGAGGAGGAAGAGGAAGAGGUGGAGGAUUCAGCUCCAGAGGAAGCACAAGACCAAAGAGCCCUAGACUUCAAGGAUGAAAGAGAGAGUGAACCAGAAGAGCUAACAGGCAUAGCGCAGGCCAGGGAAAACUGGGAGGAAGAGGUAGUAAGACGUCAGGAUGUAAAAGAAACCACAUUAGGGUGUGCCUGGGAGCGACAAGGGGAGCCUAAGAAAAGGGAGCAGGAAGCAGAAGAAGAAAUCAGAGAAGGGAGAGUGAAAGAGGCAAGGAAGGCCAAGAAUGCAGAGGGAGCAGAGGUGGAGAGAAGCCAAGAGGCCCGAGAAGACCAGAAUGUAGAGACGGUGUCCGGAGAAGCCACCAGAACAAGAACCUGGUUUGAACUAGAACUUGGAGUUGAGGCAGCAGAGGCUAAGGAAAGUCAAGAGGCAGAGGAACAAGAGUUGAAGUUAGAAGGAGAUGAGAGAACCUGGGACCUGGAAAGGUCUGGGAAUGCGAAGGUCAAGGAGGAAGGGGAAAGGAAAUCAGUGGAGGGUGAAAUAAUGUCUCGGGUGGUCCAGGAUGUGGGUUCUGGAGAAAGAAUUUGGGAAAGGAAGGAGGAAGAGGUCAAGGGAAACCAGAAGGCAGAGGCCAGAAAAAGCUGGGAGAGGGAGGCCGUGGAAAUUGAGGGAAACCAGGAGGUGGGGAAAGUGGAGGCUGAGACUGGCCAGGAGGUAGAAAUCGAGGUCAGGAACAGCUAUGAAGCAGAGGAGGAGAUGGAAGAGGAGGAGGAAGCAGCUGAUGACACCCUGGAGGGAGAAAUGUGGAAAACAGAAGUUAAGAAAGCCCAAGGGCCCGAGGAACAGGAGGCUGAGAGAUCUUGGGAGACAGAAGAGAUCCUGAAGGAAGUAGAUGAUGCCCUAAGAGGUCAAGGUCGAAAGGAAAUAGAGGCAGAGAGAAGUGAAGAGUUAGGGCUAGAAGACGGGGGAGUCCAGGGUAUGGAGCCUGACUUUGGGAUCACUUUGGAAAAGGAAGAGAUAGAGGCAGCAGAAACUGAAGGAGGCCAGGAGAUAGAGACUGUAAGAGCCUGGGAGACCAGGGAAGUAGAGAUUUGUGAAGAAGGAGGGCAAAAAGAAAUUGGAAUAGACUGGAAGACCCAAAAAGCAACUGGAGGAGACUGGGAAGAGGCCUGGGUCCUGAAGCCAAAGAAAGAAGUGGAAGGAAUUCUAGGGGAGGGGGAGUCUGUGGGAGACCAGAAGACUGAAACAGAAACUAGAGGAGCCUGGGGCACAUUAAGCGAGGUUGGGAGAGACCGGGAGACACUGACAGAGGAGUGUAAGGGAGGCAAGGCCCUUAGAGAAGCUGAGAUUGGGAGAGUUUGGGAAGGGAUAGAGGAAAGAGAUAAUGCAAGUGGAUGGAAAGCCACGGAGGUUAUGGAGACUGAUGGAGAGAUGAGUAGAAACUGGGAAAUAGAGGCCCAGGAGCCCCAGUGCAGAGCAGCAGAAAAGAUCUCAAGAACCUGGGACCCAGAUGCGCUCAAGGAAACAGCCACAGAAAUAGAGGUAGAGAGGAUGCCGGAGAAGAGAGAGGUGGAGGCUGUUUGGGAUCAAGAAGGAAAUGUCACAGGUGGCUGGGAAAUUGAGGCAGAAGAGGUUAAGGCAAGCCAACCCCCUAUGCAAUUUAAGAGAAGCUGGAGCCUAGAAGAGAAAACUGGAGGAGAGCAAGAAGAGGAAAAAGAGACCAGGGAAGCUCAAGAGGUUGAAGAGCAAAUAGUCAGAGAAGUUCAGGAGAUACAGAUCAAGGGAUCAGAGGGAGAAGUUGGGGAAAUCUGGGCGAUGGAGGCAUGGGGAGGUCCACACAUCAUGAAGCCCGAGGCAGGAAAAGUCAGAGAGGGGGACGAAAAGAAAAACACUGUUGUAAGGGAAAUUGAGGAAGCCUGGAAAAUGAAGGAAUGGGAACCUGGGAGAGAAGAGAAAAUAAAAAGUGAGGAUAGUGAAAGAUGUGAAGAAGAGGCAGAGGUGGAGGAGGAGAAAAAGGUGGAGGUGGCAGAAGCAGAGAAAGCAGAGGAGGAGGUGGAGAAAGUGGAGUUGAAGGAGGAGGAGGAGGAGGCAGAGGAGAGGGUAGAGGAAAAGGAAGAGGAGGAUGGAGCUCAGAAAGAAGAGGCCAGGAGAGAUUGUAAAGUAGAACCUGAGGACACACAAGGGUCAGAAAUACCAGAGAACAAGAUAUUGGAAGCUGAAAGCAUUUGGGAGACAGAGCGGGUCAGUUUCUUGGGAGCAGAGAUAGAGGAGGAAAAGGCCAGAAAAACUCAGGAGGAGGCAGUAAUAGAGGCAGAGGAAGGCCAAAGGAAAGAGAUUGAGAGCAGCCAGAACUUGGAAGAAUCUGAGGAUCAAGAAAUCUGGGAGAGGAUGGAGAUGGAGGCUGAAGGAGAUCAGGAGCCUGAGGGAACAGGCUGGAGAGGCCAAAGGAUGAAAGACACUGGGGAAGGUUUGGGAAGAGAGAUUGAAGCCGAGGAAGAGGUAGAAGGAACCUGGAAGGCAAAGGCCAGCAGUGAGGAAGAUUCAAGGGCGGUGGAGGAACUCCAAGAUAUGAAGGAGUUAGAGGCUGGGAGAGACCAAGAGACAGACAAGGAGUUCAGAAGAGGCCAGUACACGGAAGAUGCAGCUGGGGAAAUCCAGGAGAUAAGAGGAGUCGAGGAAGAUCAAGGCCAGGAAGAGAUGAAAGCCAGGAAGGCAGGGGAGGAAAAUAGGGGUGCUGGGGAAGUAAAAGCAGCCAAAAGGGAGGGAGGUCCCUUGACAGAAUUAGAGGCUGGAGAAAGGCCAGUCACAGAGGAUUCAGUGGUUGGGUUAGACAGGGUGGAAAUGGGGACUGAGGGAGGCCAGGAGACAGACCCAGCAGAGGCGAGGGGAUUGGAGGAGGCAAGGGAAGAAGAAGAGGCCGGGGAAAGCUGUGAGAUGGAGAAAUCAGAGCCCAGGGACUCCAUAAUGGAGAAGGCAGUAGGGGCUGUGGAAGACCAGGCCGUGGUUGAUGGAAGCCAUGAGGCAGAGGAGGUCCAAACGAGGAGGGGAUCGGAGGUUGAGGAGUCGGAGGUCGGAGAUGCCCCAGAAAAAUGCGAGAUGGAGUCGAGGGUUGAGCAAGACAACGGAGUGGACUCUGCGAGAAUCCUGGGCAUUGAGGUAAAGGAGCAGAAUCAAGGAAGUCAACACGCAAUGGCAGAAGUGUGGAGAAGGGACGAAAUAAAAGAGGUCAUGGUCUUGGAAGACCAAGCAACGGACGAUGUCGGAGGCUGGAGGCUGGACGCCGGAGCAGACUGCAAGAGAGAGGAAGCAUCAGCCAGAGGAGACGGAGAUACGGAGGAGACAGAGGCUAUUGGAGCCUGUGAGAUAGAGGAGGCAGCAGAUCAAGAAGGAGGAUAUACCAAAAACGUGGAGGUGACUGAUGGCCAGGUGACUAAGGAGGAGACUGGAAGAGGCCUGAAUUCAGAGGAGGAAGAGGCUGGCCCGACGGAGACAGCAGCGUGCAGAGAUGGAGAUGGUCUGGAAGGUCAGGACCCAGAGGCCACGAGAACUCCCGUGGAAGCUGGGAAUCUGUUCCCCAGGGUCGACAGCGCCGUUGAAGCACAGAGGGAUUGGUGUGAGGGCCUGAUUCCAGGACCCCUCCUGGACCUCUCCAUCCCCCACAGCCGUGUCCAACUCUCCCGGAACAGCUUCAAGCGCCGAUCCCGCCCCUCUGUCCGUCAUCGGACCCUGCCCACCAGGGAGACCAAGGAACCCCUGGAUCUCAAACCCGAGGAGCCCCUCGCCCCAGAACCAGCACCCCCACAGCUUGAGGAGCCCUCAGAGAUCAGCUCUCCCCCAUCAGGGGGGAUGCCGAUUCCAGAGAGGCGACGCCCCCGGCCCCCAGGACACGGGUUUGGCCUCGCUCACCCCAGCAUGAUGCAGGAGCUCCAGAUGCGGCUGGCCCGGCCAAAGCCCCAGUGAUCUGCUGCCCCAGGACCCUUCCCGGCCUCAGCCAUCCAAGACCCCCCAGGAAUGACCUCCCUAAUCCUCGUGUGACCUCUGAUCCCGGACCGGCUUCUGAAAAUGACUUUUUCACCCCAGGGACGAGCCGGGACUCUCCGCUACAUUGCCCCAGGAUGUUUGGGGCACCUCAACACUGGGAGAUGUCAUCAAGGUGGAAGUGGGCUAUGAGGAGGAAAAUUGUUUCCUUUUAAUCCCCAGUUUGAGUCUUCCUGUCCCUUGCUUUACCCUGCUCUACCAGCUCCAGGUGGCUUCUAGAGGACAAGCACAAAAUACAAGCAGGGCUGCAAAUCUGGGAAAGGAGAAGAAGAUUUUGCCAUCAUUUGGACCUUCCCUUUUACCCCAGGACUGAGAUGCCCAUAGAGCCCUAUCUUCCCCAGGGUGAGUGGAAGCUGGGUUGACCAGAUGCCUGGGUCCUGGGAGGCAGCGGUGGGUGCUGGACCAGGAUUUGGGGACCCAAGGCAGAGGUACGUAGGCCAAGUUCUUUCAGGAACAGCGGAGCCUACAACCCCUCUCCCCAUAUCCUUCCCCUUCCCGAAGCUGAGCCGGGACCCCGGAAGGCCCGUAGAUCUGGCUUCCGAACGUGGGCCAGGACUGGCAGACUACCAGAGGGGCAACCGCUUUGCCAGAUUAGAUCAGCUUUCAGACCCAGGACCAGGGCUCUCUGGCAUCCUGCUGGGUGGCUACCCAACUUAGCAAUCAUCUUGCUAACUCUCCGGGACUUACCCAAACCGCUCAGGGAAGACGACAGAGACGGGACCAAAGAAAGAGGAGCCU